AAUGUCGUUAUUAAUAACAUAACAUAUCUACUUAUAAGUUAAUAGCAUUAAAAAUUGUUCAAAGUAUAAAUUUAUUCAAAGACUUCAAUGAUUAAAUUACUGAUGCUCAAAACUUAUACUUCUAACGUAUAUUAGUUUUUAAUUUACAAGUGAAAAUGGAAAUGUUUAAUAGACCUAAACCUGGUGAUCAAGAAGAUGACGUUCUUAACAUGCAAAAAGCCUUCCUUGCCGAAAAGCAAAAAAAUCCGAAUAUCCAACCAGCUGCUAAAGUAAUUAAUGCACGAAAACAUCCUGCAGAAAAUUGUGCAACCCCUGAGACUCAAGCUAAAAAGAAAUCCAAGUUUGCAGCAAGUCGUAGUACAUGUACAAAAAAUGACGAAGAGAGAUCCCGUUGUUAUUCUAACGUUCUUGAAGAUGUAGAGGAAAGCCAAUCUAGUAAUAGUAACACAACAUCAAAACUAGAAGAUAAUGUGUUCUAUCCCAUCCCCAAAGGCAAAGUGUUGGGAGAUAUAAUUGAAAGGCCAAAUGCGUCAUGUAAUAUUUCACAUGAAAAUGAAAUGGAAACACAACCUGCUACACAUUUUCCUGAGGUUAAGAAGAUACUUCACUAUCAUGAGUCAAGUAAUGUAAGCAUAUUUGCUCAAGAAAUGUUGAAACUUGGAAAUGUUGAGAAAAAGGAAGCUUUUGAGAAAAUGGAUGUAUGUACAAGUGCCAGUAAACCAUCUACAGUGAAUUCUUUAUCAGAAGCAGAUAGAAAUGCUAUUGAUCAACAAAAUAAUGAAAUAAUUAGUAAAAUGACUCCUGCAGAAAUUGAAGAAGAACGGCAAAAGUUACUCAAAAAUUUAGAUCCUAGCUUAGUUGAGUUUUUGAAAAAGAAACAACUGAAGAAAACAGAAAAGCAUCCUAUUAACAAAAGCACUCUCAGUGAAAGCCUUGAAAAUGCUCCACCUGUAAUAAAUUUUGAUACUAAUGAACCACCCGAAGCAGCUAAUGAAGUUUUAAAACACCCACUAUCUCACACAUGGAUCCAUUUUGAUAACUGUGAAUCAGAAAAAUUAAAGUGGACAACAGAUGUUGCUGCUCCUAAAACUAAAUUGAAACCUGGAGAAACUUAUGAAGCACGCUUUGAUUUUGCCGGCGCUUUACUUGAAUAUGUUCCUGAAGGCAACCAACCUAGAGAGUUAUAUCAUCAUGGUGAAGAACCUCAUAGACCUGGUUAUUCCAUGAAAGAAUUAUUUAAAUUGACUAGGUCACAAAUUCAACAGCAAAGAAUAAUUGCUUUAAAUUGUCUUGCCGGCAUAUUAGAAAACUAUAUGGUGGGUAAUUAUUGGUUCUUAGAUUUACCCUUGGCAAAAAUAUUUUUUGUCAUACGAUUUGCUUUGGAUGAUAAUGCUACAUCGGCACUUCACCCUGCCUUGAGGGCAAUGAGAUCCUUCUUUUUCCACCAUAUUGAUGAGUCUUGUCUAGACAGUACAGUUUUUCUUGAUGAUUUAAAACAACCAUUAUUGAGCCCUCUCACAAAAACUCGGCAAAAUACUAAGGAAUCAAGAAAUGAUCAAGAUUUGAUUAAUUAUAUUCCAGAAAAAAAUGAAGAAGAUGAAAUGACUGAUUAUCAUAUUGCUGAAAACGAUAUUGUGCAAUGUGCCUUAAGAACUGAUAUAUUACCUAGAAUAAGGUACAUAUUAAGUACGAUUCGCCCAAAUUUAAAUACAGUUGAAUAUUGCUUGCAAAUACUCAUAAGAUUAGCAAGAGAGUCUGUAGCUGAAGUGGAUCAAAUACUAAAAUGUGAAGGAAUUGUGGAGAUAAUUGUUAAUGAGUUUUUGCCCAAUUCCUCACAACAUAUUGGUAGAUCAGAUAUUGCAUAUGGUACACCAGUAAUAUUGGCUUUAAAAUUAAUACGUAUUAUGGCUAGUCAUUCUGCAACUAUUGCCAAUGAUAUAUACACCAGAUACUUUAAAGUAAUAAUAGCAAUUCAAUGUUAUAUGAGUGCUGUUAUUGAAGUUGAUCCGUCAACAGUAACUUUACAAAUAGAAGCAAUGAAUACAUGGGCUGUUUUUCUUUCUUACGGAAUUGCUCAACAAGAAUUUUGUGGCAUGUUUCCUAUAAUUAUGAGGCAAAUGGAUUAUCAUGUGCGUGCUACCCAUAUUAUAGAAAAUAGUUAUACUCUUCUGCAUUCUCAUGGAGCGGCCUUGCUUUCUUUGAUAUCUCAGAGUCAAAUUGCUGUGCAAUUUGUACCAAUAUUAGUUUCUGGUCUUUGUAACUGGUCUCAACAAAUUGUUAGACUUAAUGAAUUCUCGUCUGGACACCUGAGACUGAUUACAUCAGCUUAUAAUACUCUGUCUAUUAUACUAUCAAAACGAAAUAUGCAAAACGCAUAUAAUUCGCAAGACAUCAAGAUGCUUAAUGAAAAAUAUAUAAAGCAAAUGAUUCAAUCCAAUGGUUUUGAGAGGUUGUGUAAUGAUAUAUGUGAGAAUUCUAAUCUUUUAUCCAAUGUAACUGAAAUAGAACGCCCUCGACCUUGUGCUACUCAGAUAGGAGCUUGUACUUCUCAACGCAAAAAUCUAUUGACACCUAUAUUAUGUGCAAAAUCUCCAAUUAUAUUUUUAGCAUCGUUAACUAGAUAUAUUCUAGCAACAAAAAACCAUGAGGCUUGUCAAGUCUUACUAAAUAACAGAUCAAUUCAAAGUUAUUUGAAAAACAUUGCAACUUCACAAUUACACAUGAUUUCACAUUGGUUCACACGCAUUGAAUACUCUUUAUUAACAAACAUGCUAAAAUUUUCAUCUCUGAAAGUGAUUAUGGAAAGAAAUAUAAUUUUUCCAAUUGCUUAUAAACUCUCUUAUUUAUUAUCACAAGAAUUUCAAAAGGAAUUGAUAUUUAUAAUGAGAGAGAUCAUAUUCAAUAAAAACUAUUUUCCUGAAGAAAGGCGUUUGGAAAACAUAAAUUUAGAAAAUGAACUUAAUCUUUUGGACAAUUUGAAAGAUACUUGUGAAUGUUAUAUCAGUGUUUUAGGAUUAGAUCAGUGUCCAACGAAUAAUUUAUCACUUUCUGAUUGGAAUCAUAGUAUUCUGCCUUUGGAUUGGACGUAUAUGCCGAUAUUAGGUUUUUAUAGCAGUAGUCAAGAUCAUGAAAAAAGCAACAAUGCAAAAGAAGACCAGCAAAAAGAUAUUAUUAAAUGUUGCCUUCAAUGGCUGAUAAUAUCAGAAUCAUAUAUACCAGAACAGGCCAGUCAUAUGAGUUCAACUGAUAGAUUUUGCAGAUUGUUAUGUGUGUUUUUAUGCCAUAACUCGCUAUUCCUGGAUCAAGAGAUUAAACCUCUGUUGGCUAAAAGCAUUUCGAAGAUAUUUCAAAUUGUGCCUACUCAACCGUUUGACUUUAACAAGCCAUUACAAGGUCUAAGCAGUUUUACUGAUCUAUAUACAAAACUUCUGGAACAUUAUCAAGCUGUUAGUUAUGCGGAUGAAAUGUUUUCAGCUUGUGUACUAGUUCCGUUAGCACAUUGCCACGACAUUUGUUGGAGAAAGCAAAUUUGGUCAGAACAUUCUGGAUUAUUAAGAGUUUUAAAUUGCCCAGAAGAAAAGUUGUGUUAUCCUCUGCAAGCUUAUCUGGAACCAGUAGAAAAGGAUGAAUCAUUAUUAUUAUGUUACAAAAGGGCUCUUCAUGGGUUACUGAGGCCUAAUACAAUUCCUCACAAGAUUGCUAGUUAUCAUGUGAAAAAUGCAAAGUAG
This is a messenger RNA of Ctenocephalides felis (cat flea), 3728 nucleotides long. Its product is annotated as RNA polymerase II-associated protein 1-like. Lineage: Eukaryota; Metazoa; Arthropoda; Insecta; Siphonaptera; Pulicidae. The record is from RefSeq and is a predicted model, not a curated record. Gene Ontology annotation, cellular component: nucleus. The coding region runs from base 156 to 3728 and encodes 1190 amino acids. Gene Ontology annotation, biological process: transcription by RNA polymerase II. The transcript is spliced from 20 exons.